AUGUUUCCCCAGAAGGUAUGGUCGGGCCGACCCAAGAUCCCCAGCGCGAUUGCCGGCCGAUCGAUCGGCUCACACGGGCCGCAGCCCCCUGGACCCUAUGUUCCUCGAACGCGUGUCGAGGCCGGCCAUUGGAAGAUUCUGGAUAAAGCUCAGCUUCCGUCAGUCCGCGACGACGGAGCAUCAAGCAUCCUGAUGAGACCCGUGGAGGAGACUCAGGCAGCCCACAAGCAGAGUGUGCCUUGGAACCAUACAACUCCAGUGUCGAAUUACUUCUCGACUUCUGAGGUCUCCUCCACUAGGGGACUUCAGCAGGUGGCAGAGCGAGGCAAUUGGUAA
Molecule: messenger RNA, 336 nt
Organism: Penicillium lagena
Lineage: Eukaryota; Fungi; Ascomycota; Eurotiomycetes; Eurotiales; Aspergillaceae
Exons: 2
Coding region: 1-336 (111 amino acids)
Source: RefSeq, a predicted model, not a curated record